Messenger RNA from Sabethes cyaneus, 3888 nucleotides. It is a transcript of the gene bin3, whose product is annotated as 7SK snRNA methylphosphate capping enzyme bin3. Gene Ontology annotation, biological process: snRNA modification. The transcript is spliced from 5 exons. Gene Ontology annotation, molecular function: snRNA binding; O-methyltransferase activity; RNA methyltransferase activity. NCBI's taxonomy places the organism in Eukaryota, Metazoa, Arthropoda, Insecta, Diptera, Culicidae. The record is from RefSeq and is a predicted model, not a curated record. Bases 582 to 3605 code for a protein of 1007 amino acids.
UCUGCGCUCGGCAGACUGGCAGAUAUUGUUGAUUUUUUAGUGCUAUUAUAGUUAAAUUUAGUGUUUUACAUAUAAAGGAGUAUUUAAGAGGAUUAAAUUUUUGAAUGAAAAAAUAAGUGAAUUCAGUUCAGUUUAGUUUAAAGCAGGUGACCAUUGUUUCCAAGAUUAUCGGGAAGAUACAGACUGUUGAUGAGAAGACCAGCAGCAGGGGUGGAGGAAUUGGAUGUUUUUGCUUUUGUCCCUAAGAAAGGGAGAGCGGAUAUUCUAUACAUCCAAUAAUAGCAAUAAUAAUUGUGAAGCGCUACGCUAGCGCAAGCACCAUCGAGAGAAAGAGCAAACGGCACGCGAACCGAAGAGAGCGCUGCAGAUCGCAAUUCGCGACAUACAGUUUUGUUUUGCUAAUCAAACUACCAACGAAGGGAGAGAAACAGGUAACCUCCUUUCGAUACAAACAACAACGUUCUAUGCAACAAAUAUACUCAUCAUUUGCAGUAUAAUCACCAUCACCUACAAUUAUUACCCAGAACAAAAGAAGUAGUGAAAAUUCAGCUAACGGCGUUAACUUAUCAUCGGCCUCAUCUAUGGAAGAACGUGGUAUGGUUAUGUCACAGGGUGCGGAUGAAGGAGGAGGAGAAGGUGGUGGAGGAGGAAACGAAGCUGGAUGUAGCGCGGAGCAUCGUCCCUUCGCUUCUGUAUGCGGCGAAACUGACGAGGCAGCAGCAAAAUCGGAAGGAAACAGUAAAAAUCCGCCAAAACAAUUACGCGCACGGUCACACGGCAAUAAGAAAAACCGGCUGCAUUUUUCAAGGAACCAGAACAAGAAUAAAAAGUGGAAGCUAAACAAGUUUAGAAGGAAUCAAAAGGAUUGUGGUAGCGGAAAAAAGAAGGAUCAGCAGAAAGGACAAGAUUGUCCUUUAAGUGGUGGGAAAGGGGAAGACAAGCAACUGCUAUCUGGUGGGGCCAAUUCAGACCAGAAACAGCAACAAGGUGGUGGGAAAAGCAAACACUCGAACAAAAAUUCGAAUAGUUUGAUGCAAGUACGAACCAAAUGCUUACAAGCGGUGUCGAAAUUUUUCUUACCGGAUAAACGUCCUCGCAAAGAUUGCAUUAUUCCACCGACAAAGUUUCUCUUAGGAGGAAACAUUUCAGAUCCAUUGAAUUUGAAUAGCUUGCAAAAUGAAUCGGAAAAUGCUAUUACCCCGAAAUCAUCCCCAAUUCCCACUCCUCCUCAUUACAAAAACAAAAUCGAAGUCAUCAUACCACCUAAUAUCAAUGAUCCGUUACAUUUGCUGGAUCCGGUAGAUUCAGUGGAAUACGAAAUGCAAUUGUGUUCCCCUAUGAAGAAAAAACAACGUGCUCGAAAUAAGCGGAAGCGAAAGUCUAAAUCCGAUAAAAACAAUCAAAGCUUGGAGACUAACAAUAGCAACGUGAGUGGUCAGUUAAGUAUAAAUCUUUCGGACACAGAAGCAACUACAGCGGAGGAAGCCCAGUUGGAAGCCCCGGCUGCGUCUACUAGCAGAGAAUUGGAUCACGCAUUGGAGGGUGGAAAUACCGGAGAUCGUGAUCGAAGUCACAAACAUUUGAAAUUGGAUUUGGAAGUUUGCAGAAAACGUCGUGUUAGCGAAAGCACUUGUGCUAGCAAAAGCAAAUUACGCCGAAUGGAUUCGAUGGAUAAAAUCGUUAGUCCCGUCGUUCCGCAACCCGGCGCUUGGAAACGUGGCCACUGGCCGACAUUACCUGUAGGUGGACGAAAUCGCACUAGAACGCAGUCAUGCACUUCUAACUGUGAUGAGCCACAACAAACUCCUAAACAAGGCAUGACGGAAAUUGAAAGUGGUUCCCAGAAUAAUGCACAGACCUCUGAGGCAACUGACACGAACAAAAGUAGUGAACAACCCAAUACUUCUGCAAUUGAUGAAGCCGAGACUGCCAAGCCUCAGGAAGAAACGAAGUAUCAUUAUGGUAAUUAUGAUCGGUAUUAUGGAUAUCGUAACUUGAACGAAUUUAUAGAUGUUCGACUUAAAGUUUUCUUGCGGAACCCAUACUUGUUCCGUGAUAAAGAUGUGCUCGAUAUAGGCUGCAAUGUGGGCCUAAUGACAAUUGCUGUAGCAAAAAUGCUACAUACAAAAAGCAUUACAGGUAUCGAUAUCGAUAGCAAGUUAAUAGCCAAAGCCAGGCGAAACUUGAUAACACACGUUCGUAUUCCUCCGGAAGAAUCAUCCAAGUCAGUACUGAAGGGUAGAAAAGAUUCCAAAUCUCUCCCUCGUAUCAAAGAAAUUAAGGCUUCUUCCAUGGAAUCACAGCCGAACACAAAACCAACGGAAUCCACCGAAGUUGUUCCGGAGUGUUCCAAAAAGGCAAAACAAAAGGGUAAACAUCAUCAUCGGCGAAAAUUUUUCGGCAAUAAUCACGCACAUGGAAAACAUCAUAACAACUAUCAUCAUCACUACCACCACCGUAAUCAACAGAACAGAAAGGAUCCUCGAAAGGGGAAAGCAGAGUUUUUCCCGAUUUCGUUUCCGUUGUCACUUAGCAAUCUAGGGGCCAAGGAAUGCCUAUUAGAUGUCGGGACCCCCGAUCGACGUUUCCCGAACAACGUGAUUUUUAAAACUAUGAACUACGUUCUCAAAGAUGAGUCUCUAAUCAGUUACGAUACACAGCAGUAUGAUUUAAUAUUAUGCUUGUCUGUUACCAAGUGGAUACAUCUUAAUUUCGGGGACAACGGAUUAAAACUGGCAUUCAAACGGAUGUUUAAUCAUCUGCGUCCUGGUGGAAAGCUAAUCCUGGAAGCCCAAAAUUGGGCAAGUUAUAAAAAGAAGAAAAAACUAACGGAAACUAUUUUCGAGAAUUAUAAAAAUAUUGAGUUUUUUCCCAAUCGAUUUCAUGAUUUUUUGUUGAGCCCAGAAGUAGGUUUCAGUCACAGUUACCCACUGGGCAUUCCGCGCCAUUUAAGCAAAGGAUUUCGGCGCCCAAUUCAACUAUACGUAAAGGGUGAUUUCACACCAAGUCAGGCACAAUGGAGCGAUACAUAUCAUCCGCAAACGCCGUAUGUAAAUAAUCACAACAUAUAUUCUGAUAUCGCUACACCGACGAGAAACAAUUGCAUUUGGGGUUCAACUACACCGUACCAACCUAGCUAUAGUACCCGUUGCACUCCGGUCCAUGGCUUCAUGGCAACAUCACCGUAUUACAAUCCACGUCAAACCGAUAGCUAUCAGCCCAGUUAUGGCGCUAGUAGUCGUCGUGGCAGUUACUGCUUUGCGUCGCCACUUUACUCGACCACCUGGUCGCCACCAUCGGAUUUGUGCCACCGGCGGUCCGCUUCGAACACGCCUAAUUCAGCUAGUAUUAGAAGUGCUGAAAACGAUGAAAACUUUUGCGCACAACAAAACCGACCUCACGUAUAUCCGCCUAUGGAGGUAUUUCCAUUGGAAGCAUCUGCUUACGCAAGAUUGCAAGGUCAGGAUUCAAGUAGUAUUCGACAGACCGAUUCGGAUUCUGAACCUUCGUCUAAUUCUGCAUCGCAAACACCAACCAGGCCCCAGUUCGAUUUGGACCAAUCAUCAAAUUCUCCAAGCACUACGCAAUCCCAACCGGACAAGUAAACAAACAAACAGUUUGACUUUUUGCACAAUACAUCGUAUUUUAUUCUGUGAUUGAAUUUCAUGUUGACAUUCAGCAAAUUUCGAAAUCAAUUUAACCCAAGAAUCGAUGCGAAACUAGUCCGCUGACGUUAUGAGUUAGAAAAAUGCAUUUUCUGGUGUUGAAGAUGUGAAGUAGUGAAAAGGGUCCAUGGUCCUUGACUUCUCUUUGUUACAUUUUGUCUUGUAUCUCAGAUAUCUACUUAGAAUAGUACUGUAUAUAGCUUAUAAGUGGAUUACAAAUCUU